CUACAGCACCUUAGGCCUUUAUCCAGAAGGGGCAGUGGCCUUGCAUCACAUUUUCAUUUUCCCUCCGGUUGCCCGGGAAAGGUUUAGAAAGGGUUUUUGUUUAUACAAGGGGAUCAUUCAAGAGACUGGUGCGAGCCUGCUGAAGACGACGACAAACUAAAAAGAAUCUACAACUGCCACAACAAUGGCGUCUUCGUCAUCGUCCGGCAGCAGCUACGACAUGCCGUGGGUGGAGAAGUACAGGCCCAGCAAAGUCGCCGAUAUCGUCGGCAAUGAGGACGCCGUCUCCAGACUUCAGGUCAUUGCGCGUGACGGCAACAUGCCCAACCUCAUUUUAACUGGCCCACCUGGAACUGGUAAAACUACAAGUAUAUUGGCACUAGCACAUGAACUACUAGGACCAAAUUUUAGGGAGGCAGUGUUGGAAUUAAAUGCAUCAGAUGAAAGGGGAAUUGAUGUUGUGAGGAACAAAGUCAAGAUGUUUGCCCAAAAGAAAGUAACAUUGCCCCCUGGACGGCACAAAAUAAUAAUCCUGGAUGAAGCUGACAGCAUGACAUCUGGUGCACAACAGGCAUUGAGGCGCACAAUGGAAAUAUAUUCUAACUCCACUCGUUUUGGUCUUGCAUGCAACACAUCUUCUAAGAUUAUCGAACCUAUUCAGAGCAGAUGUGCCCUUGUUCGGUUUUCAAGAUUAUCUGAACAAGAGAUCCUUGGCCGUCUCAUGGUGGUGGUUGAAGCAGAAAAGGUCCCGUAUGUCCCAGAAGGUCUUGAAGCCAUCAUUUUCACAGCAGAUGGUGAUAUGAGGCAGGCAUUAAAUAACUUGCAAGCGACGUACAGUGGAUUCCGAUUUGUCAACCAAGAAAAUGUUUUUAAGGUCUGUGACCAGCCUCAUCCAUUGCACGUGAAGAAUAUGGUGCGGAAUGUGCUUGAGGGGAAAUUUGAUGAUGCUUGUUCUGGUUUGAAGCAGCUCUAUGAUUUGGGAUAUUCCCCUACUGACAUAAUCACGACCCUUUUCCGAAUUAUCAAGAACUAUGAUAUGGCUGAGUAUCUGAAAUUGGAAUUCAUGAAGGAGACUGGAUUUGCCCAUAUGAGAAUCUGCGAUGGAGUUGGGUCAUUCCUUCAGCUAUCUGGUCUCUUGGCUAAGCUUUCUGUAGUUCGAGAAACAGCCAAACCAGUGUAAAUAAUUUGGUAGUGCCUAAAAUUACAAACCUCCCCCCUCCCCUAGAGACAUGGUCACCUUAAUUGUGAACAUGAGAACUAUUUCACCUUAGUUAAUGUUAUGUGAAGGAAUCACAUCACAAAAAUUAAUGUCAUGCUUGGUUUGUGGGAUGAAAUGGGAUAGGAAUGGAAUGAAAAUUUGAAUGAUGAAGGUGGCAAAA
Messenger RNA from Malania oleifera, 1379 nucleotides. RefSeq names its product replication factor C subunit 2. Gene Ontology annotation, molecular function: ATP hydrolysis activity; DNA clamp loader activity; ATP binding. The transcript has 7 exons. The record is from RefSeq and is a predicted model, not a curated record. NCBI's taxonomy places the organism in Eukaryota, Viridiplantae, Streptophyta, Magnoliopsida, Santalales, Ximeniaceae. Gene Ontology annotation, biological process: DNA repair; DNA-templated DNA replication. Gene Ontology annotation, cellular component: nucleus; DNA replication factor C complex. The coding region runs from base 185 to 1180 and encodes 331 amino acids.